AUGAAUAUAAGUUAUGAGCAGGCUUCUCUCCGCGUCAGUUCCUUCAUUCCUACUACUUCCGACGACGGUGGUCGUGAUGAUGAUGCUGAAGAUUUUGGUGGUACUGAUGAUGCUGUGAACGCUAGAGUAGCGGCUGAUGGUACAGGUUCUGGUGGUGAUGAAAGAGGAGCAACGCCAGGUGCACGUACCGAGAGAGCUGCAGUGGAUGCACGUACCGAGAGAGCUGCAGUGGAUGCACGUACCGAGAGAGUUGCAGUGGAUGCACGUGCCGAGAGAGCUGCAGUGGAUGCAUGUACCGAGAGAGCUGCAGUGGAUGCACGUACCGAGAGAGCUGCAGUGGAUGCACGUACCGAGAGAGCUGCAGUGGAUGCAUGUACCAAGAGAGCUGCAGUGGAUGCACGUACCGAGAGAGCUGCAGUGGAUGCACGUACCGAGAGAGCUGCAGUGGAUGUACGUACCGAGAGAGCUGCAGUGGAUGCACGUACCGAGAGAGCUGCAGUGGAUGCACGUACCGAGAGAGCUGCAGUGGAUGCACGUACCGAGAGAGCUGCAGUGGAUGCACGUACCGAGAGAGCGGCAGUGGAUGCACGUACCGAGAGAGCUGCAGUGGAUGCACGUACCGAGAGAGCUGCAGUGGAUGCACGUACCGAGAGAACAACACCAUAA
This is a messenger RNA of Procambarus clarkii (red swamp crayfish), 666 nucleotides long. The record is from RefSeq and is a predicted model, not a curated record. Lineage: Eukaryota; Metazoa; Arthropoda; Malacostraca; Decapoda; Cambaridae.